UUAAGUAACCACCGAAAUUGUUUUGGAAAAAUAAAGACAUAUCAAAUAAAGGCUUACGUAUAUACAUACUUAACUAAAAUGCAUUUGAUAGAGCUUCAUAACAACAAUUUAUGUAAGUGUUUCCUGACACAAAUGAGAAUCGAUUAAAGUGUGAUUAUUUUUAGUAGCAGAAAGCGGUACGAACAUUGGCGUUUGAAGCACAGCUGCAGAUUUUGGAUUUAUUUACAAUUUUUUUAUGAAUAUUGGUUGAUUGUCAGUUAUUGUGUAUGUAUGUUUGUGAAAUGUGCGAAAAAAUACAAGUCAUACCCAGAAUUAAGCCACAAAUUAAAAUACAUAGUAUAGUAAGUGUACCGUGCAACAAAUUUGGAGGCACGGCCAGAGCGACAACAAACAAAAAACCAUAACGAGCAAGCAGCCAAAUGCCAUAAUGAAAGAGUUAUAAAUAAUAGAUGUAAAACAAAAAACAAACAAAAUAAGAAUAAGAGUGGGCAUGAAAACUUUGUAGACGAAAAUUUGGCUUGAAGCGCUUUUUUGCAGCUCAACACGAUCACAACGCCGAUCGAGUCCCAUAAACCAGCCCAAAAACUCACUCAUUGCUUCGGAGCGGAUGGCGGAUGGCGGCGCGGACCGAAAAAGCAGUAAGCCGAAAACAGCAGGCCGCAAAUAGUCAGCAAUAAAUAGUGAUCAGCGAUCGGUAGGCACAAAGCAGCAAUGAAUAGGCAGCAACAACGGCGGCACUAGUAGUUCGGGCAGUACUUCAUCUAAACGGGCUGACUCACAACCGGAGGCCGAUGUUGCUGCCGCUGUUGCCGCUGCUGUUGCUGUUGCGCCGUUGCCUUUGGCUCACGGUUACUGCUGUUGUUGGCAAUGUGUUGGCGCUUUUGUAAUGGUGUUGGUGAAGUGGCAACAUCCGCACAGAGUUGGUGAAUCUGUGUAUUGUUAAGCGCAGCAAAUUUUCAAGUGGUGAGUUCAGUUCGUGCUUGGCAGUCGAUUGGAUUUGAGCGUUUGAACGGAGACUUUUGCAACUACAAUUUGUGCGAAGCAAACAAUAGUAAUAAUAAUAAAAAAAAAAUAAACAAUUGAACGCGCGUUUUUACAAGUUUAGCCUAGAAACGGUUUAGUGUGCCGAAAAGCUGUUUGAAAAAUACUGUGUGCCUAAAUUACUUAAUUUUAGAUAUACAUACAUAUAAGCAACCUAACAGCCUAAAACAAUUCAAAUUAAUAUCGUAAAAAUUGUCGCCCAUUGUAAGACACGAAAAACAAAAGCAAAAACACGCAGUGCUACCCACAACUUUUAUUUUUACGAGGCACAAACAAUUCACAGCGCAACAGCAGCAACAACAACGUGUGUGCAAACGCAAACAAGUGAAAUAUAGCGAAACCUGUUCUCAUUGCAACUACUGCGCAUGCGCAACGCUUCUGUAAUUGACGGCAACAACUACAACAAUUGCGUCGACGCCAGCAACAACCUCAACCAACAUUCGCGUCACCUCGCAUAUCGCGGCCCGUCAUCGCGUUUAUUUUUGUUGUAGUGUUUUUUCUCUUUUUCUCCAAUAAUAAUCACCACAUGUGAAUGUGAUUUUCGCGCACGUGUAUAUGUACGUAUGUGUAUGAGUGUGUGUGCACCCAUGUGAAUUUGUGGAAUUGUCCUACCGCAACAACACAAGUCGCCAACACUCACUGCAUGUGAUUGCUUGUGACAACAGCAAAUAGCAACAACAAUAAUUGCAGUGCAAUAACAACAGCAACAAGAUAUCACGACGUUUGGCCACAACAACCACACGCCGCGACCACAGCCCGAGCAUUACAUAACUUUCAAGUUGUUCACUUAUUGUUGUUAUUGCUUGCUGCUUUUUUUUCAAUUUUAUCUCUCAUUGUGUUCACUCUAGUGUCUACUUGAAUUUGUCACUCCUUCGAUAAUUGUGUCACAUUAACCCAAUUCUCGGGCUUUCUUCACACACAUACAGAGACACACACGUUAAAUUGACGCUUGUUUUAUUGCAUUGGAUUGAUUUGAGCGUUGUGCUCCAUUUGUGGUCGAUUAAUUUGUUAAAUUGUUUACAUUUAUUUACACCGUUAUUUAUCGUUGGCGUUUUUGUGGCGUUCAGCUUUAUUGGCAUUUGUUUUGAAGGCGUUUGGAAAACUAGUUGCAGUGACAAUGCUGAAAAUGUACAAAGCAACGGCGAUACUAUUGAUCCUCUUCGGAUAUCUGCUCAUCACAGAUUGCAGUGAAACAACACGCACAAAGCGGGCCAAACGACCACGUGCCCCAGAACCGGUGAACUUCGAACCGGAACCACAACAAGAUUUAGAAAAUGAAGAGAGCGGCAGUCAAGAGAAGGAUAUACCUGAAAUACCGACGAAUUUCCUAAGUCCUUCUGUCAGAGAAUAUCUUGAAUUGGGCAAAUCGAUACCUGGCCGUCCCGGUGUCGACUAUCCCAUACUCUCAGCGAUUCCAUACACAAAUUUCUAUUGCGAUGAGCAGCCAUAUCCUGGAUUUUUCGCCGACAUGGAAACCAGGUGUCAAGGCUGGCAUUAUUGCGACAUUGAUGGUCGACAAGCGUCCUUCUUGUGCCCAAAUGGCACACAAUUUUCACAAGCCGUCUUCGUGUGCGACUGGUGGUUCAACGUCCGCUGUGAUCUGUCGCCACGUCUUUACGCCAUCAAUGCACGACUCUACCAACGCCCCAAGGUGAAUCCGACACGACCACAUCGCAUCAUUACAAAAGAGCUGGUCGAUGACAUCUUCAAUUAAGCGAUACCGGGUGACGCAAAGAUAGUAGAAAAAAGGAGUUCGAAAGAGACAAACGGACAAUGAAGUAGUAGAGAGAGAGGUAGAAAGUGGGAGAGAAGGAUGGAUAUUUGAGAAGAAAUAGAGAGAAAGAGAAAAAGAGAAGGUGAAGGAGAAAGGAAAAUGAGAAGAACAAAGAGAGAGAAAAGAUGAUGGAGAAAGAGAGGGAUGGACAUAGAGAAAAAGAGAAAGAGGGAGAGCGAAGAGAAGUAGGGGGAGAGAGAGUGAAAAGAAGAGAUUGAGGGAGAAAUAGAUAGAAAAAGAAGAAAUGAAGACAGAGAAAUGCAGAAGAAGAGAAAAGAAGAAAUGCAGAAAGAGAGAAAAGUAGAAAGAGAGAAAAGUAGAAAUAGAGAGAGAGGGAGAUGGAGAUGGAAAAAGAGAAGGAAAGGAGAAUGAGAAAAAGGUCAAAUAGAGAGAGAGAGAGAGAGAAAGAAGGAGAAAGGGAUAAAAGGAGAAACAGAGAGAGAGAGAGAAAAGGAGCAAAUGAGAGUAAAAUGUGUGGAAACAGAUGAAAAACCACAGUGGGGCAGCGCUUUAGCGUAUAUUUGUGGGCUAUGAGGGUUAUUUGAGUUUAAAAAAUUUCGAUUUCAAGUAUUGAGUGACAAAAUAUCCAACGGUGCAUAGUAUUAAAAUGAAACUCGAAAAUGUUGCAAUCCUAAUUCGGUGCAAUCGUGAGAAGUGCAGUUACAAAAUAUGCUAAGAAUAUAUUUUAAGGCCACCAAGUGUAUAUUUAGUGCUCUAAUCAUAAACCGGAACUAUAAAUAUGUAAAGGAGUGUUACAUAAACUAUUUUUUAGUAAAUAAAUUAGUAUUGAUCUAUAUACUUUUUAAUGUAAAAUAUUAUAAAACCAAUAAUUUAGCAUAAAAGUGUGUAAUAUAAAAAGGUAAUUUUAGUUUUUUAGGUUAAUAUUACAAGCAAAAAAAUAUUUAAUUUUAUUUUUAGUGAAUUUGUAUAUAGUUAUAUAGCAAUAUAAUCAAUGUGUCUUCCAUCGCGGUCAACUGCUUGCAUUAACAUGCAGAUACAUAAUAUUGUGUGUAUAAAUAUUUAGUAUUUAUAUACUUUAACUUUAAAUGCACUAUUAUCUAUGUAAACACGCCACUCCUUUCUCUUUUCAUUAAUUUUGUCACUUUGUAGUUUCAUUGCAUUUA
Molecule: messenger RNA, 3939 nt
Organism: Bactrocera dorsalis (oriental fruit fly)
Lineage: Eukaryota; Metazoa; Arthropoda; Insecta; Diptera; Tephritidae
Exons: 5
Coding region: 2159-2755 (198 amino acids)
Cellular component (GO): extracellular region
Molecular function (GO): chitin binding
Source: RefSeq, a predicted model, not a curated record